AUGGCCGCCAUCACGAACGAUGCUCUUGAACCAGGCGUGCGCCUCCGGGUUGGUGAAGUCGAGCAUCGCGACGUCGAACGCCGUGUUGAGCAUCAUGUAUGGCUCGCCGGCCUCGUCCCUCACCACUCACAGGAUGCCCAGCUUCUUGGCUUCCUCGAAUUGGUGCCUCUUCGUGUUCGGCUUCGGAUCCAUCUGAACAAGAACAUGCCAACGUUUUCAAACAAAAUUCAGAACACCAUGCACACCUGCCCUGCUCGUGCUCGGUUGCCAUUGAUACGAGAAGGGAUGGAGGUGCAGGUGGUGGAUUUGUCUUCCGACUCCGAGGGCGAGGUGUCGGCGCACUCGCCCGAUCACAAGCGCCCCUCUCGGCAGCCGGCUCCAGACCCCAAUCGCGGGGGUGGCGACACUGGUUCCAGUGCCAUGGACAUCCUCUUCGAGCAAGCGGACGCGGGCGCGGCGUGGGGUGACGCGCUGAAGAAAGGGAAGGAGGAGGUCGUCGAGGGGGAGAGCGCGGGGCCUCCAAAGCACGGUGGAGAAUUGCUCGGUGCUGCUGGCCGCGUCCUGGGAGCUGGGAGUGAUCCGUGGAGCGCACUGGUGAGCAAGUGCAAGGCUUGGGACGGUGGGAAUAACGGAGCUGGGUGUUGGGGUAGUUGGGGUGACCGGGGUGAUCAGCUUACUAACUCGGCCCCCAUGCCGCGUCUAGGGUCAGAGAGGAAGGGGUUUCAUGAGACAUCCAGUGACAAGUGGAAGGGUAUUCUUGGUGCAAACCCUGCUGAUCCUGUCAACUUACUGUGGAGCUCCUGGGAUACUGACAUGAAAGAUAACGAGGAUGAAGUCUUCUCCCAAAGGUCUGUGGCUGCUUGUGAAAUUUCUAGCUGUGAUGAUUUUCUUAUGGAAGAUAGUAGCUCGUCAUGGCUGUCGAAGAUCAAAGGGCUGCACUUCCCACUUCCUGAUGAGCAUCAGUUGAGAACCAGGCAGAUUGAGAAUGAUGAGGCGUUUGCCCGCAGACUUCAAGAGCAGCUCAAUCAGGAACAGCCAGGCUCUCAGCAUUCCGAAGUGGUUGAUACAACAAUAGCCUGGACAUUACAUGAGCAAGAUGCUGAGCAUGCCAGAUUUGCUGCAAGAGAAGGCCAGUCUAGUUCUAGCCAGAGGGACAGAUCAAUGGCACACCUAUAUUCUUAUGGAUGUCACUCACCCGUUCAAAGUUUUGCUUCUUGGGCAUCCAACCGGACUCCAAUUCCAAUGCCAAGCAGAAGAGGUUUGCAAAGAAACUCCAACUGCCCUCAAGCGGAGCAACGCAAUAUGCUUAUCUCUCAGUUAACCAAGGGAUGCUUCGGAGAAGACAUGGACCUAGAAAUGAGAAUGGCUGUACUGGACUCGCUUUCUGAAGCAUUUUGGAACUGCGAGGACACACUUUCUCCAGAUUCUGACAAUGAUGAUUAUGAGGACCGCAUAGCAUUUGAUGUUGACAUCCAGUACAGAGGUGCUUCUGAUGAUCAAAUAAACAGCCUGCCACUAUCACUAGUUGAGGGUGAAAAUUGUUCGGAUCAACCCUGUAACAUAUGCUUGGAUUGCCCUGCUGCUGGUGAUUCCAUCCGGCAUUUGCCAUGCUUGCACAAGUUUCACAAAAAGUGCAUUGACAGGUGGCUCGGGAUGAGGACAUGGUGUCCGAUUUGCAAGUCAAAUGUAUUCUCCCAGUAG
Messenger RNA from Miscanthus lutarioriparius, 1701 nucleotides. The record is from the annotation of a GenBank genome assembly. NCBI's taxonomy places the organism in Eukaryota, Viridiplantae, Streptophyta, Magnoliopsida, Poales, Poaceae.